Messenger RNA from Metschnikowia bicuspidata var. bicuspidata NRRL YB-4993, 1673 nucleotides. RefSeq lists its product as uncharacterized. Gene Ontology annotation, biological process: amino acid transmembrane transport. The record is from RefSeq and is a predicted model, not a curated record. The coding region runs from base 97 to 1638 and encodes 513 amino acids. Gene Ontology annotation, molecular function: amino acid transmembrane transporter activity. The transcript has a single exon. Gene Ontology annotation, cellular component: membrane. Lineage: Eukaryota; Fungi; Ascomycota; Pichiomycetes; Serinales; Metschnikowiaceae.
AGCCCCAUCAUUUGAAGCUCAGUUUUUUGCCUCUCGCACAUCGGGAAAGGGGAAACUUUUUUUUUAUAUCGAAAUAGGAUCCAGACUUGAAAUAACAUGAAAUUUUCGAAAAGUCCGUCUCAAGAGGUCGAAACCUUUGGCGAAGUUCUAACAAAUGAAAAAGCAACAUUUGAAUAUAGUACAGAUGAGGAAACCGGAACUGUCGAGUUGAAAAGAGGUCUCAAAGACCGCCAUAUUUCCCUAAUUGCUCUUGCGGGAAUCAUAGGGCCAGGAAUUUUAGUUGGUGCCGCUCUCCCAACAUCAAAUGGCCCCCUCAGUUUGAUUGUUGGUUUCGGGGUUAUCGGUUUGAUUGCCUUUUCAAUGAUUCAAAGUUUGGGUGAGCUUGCUACAUUAUAUCCACUGGGAAAUGUCUUUUCAACCUUGGGAAACAAAUUAAUAGACAGAGCUGUAGGGGGGACCGUCGGCUGGUUUUACUGCAUCAUCUGGAUUGCUGUGUUGGCCAACGAGUAUAACAUGGUUGCAUCUAUCAUGCAAUUUUGGGGGCCACAUGUUCCUUUAUACGGUUAUAUUUUGAUCUUUUGGGCUGCAUUCUUGGCUUUUAAAUUUUUGGGAGUCUCAACUUUUGGAGAAUUCGAGUAUUGGCUUGCUUUGUUUAAGGUUGUGGGGAUCGUUGCUUUCUACAUCUUUUCAAUAAUUUAUGUUUCCGGUGGAGUUAAAGGCAGAGAAGCCUUUGGAUUUCAGUACUGGAAUGAUCCCGGCCCUUUGGCACAUGGUUUCAAGUCGAUUGCUAGCUCGUUUGUUUAUGCAUCUACCUUUUAUUCAGGAACCGAAGCUGUUGCCAUCGCAGCAAGCGAGACAAGGAAUCCUGGAAAAGCCAUUCCAAGUGCCAUUCGGCAAACUUUCAUUAGAAUUUUGAUCAUCUACAUGGGUAUUGCCUUCUUUUACGGGUUGACCGUGCCAUACAAUGCUCCUGAACUCAAUUCCUCGGACAACACUUUGAAAUCUCCAAUGUCAGUUGCUAUUGUUAGAGCAGGUUGGGCAGGAGGUGCUCACUUGGUCAACGCUUUUAUUCUCGUGACUUGCAUUUCUGCCGUAAACAGCUCCAUAUACAUUGGCUCAAGAACGAUUGUUCACUUAGCCCAUGAGGGCUCUGCGCCUAGAUUUCUAUCCAAGGUGAACAGAUGGGGUGUGCCAUACAAUGCUGUGAUAUUGUUCAAUCUCUUUGGAUUGCUCUCACUCAUGAAUAUAAGCACUGGCGCUGCGGAGGCUUACAAGUAUAUUGUGAACUUAUCGGGUGUGGCUGUUUUCGUGGUAUGGGGUGCGGUUAAUGUAUAUCACAUUCGUUUCAGAAAAGCCUGGGCCCUACAAGGACGUUCGGUGGAUGACCUUCCAUACAAAGGAUUGUGGUAUCCUGUUUUGCCAAUCUUUGGUAUCGCAGUCAACAUAUUCCUCGCAUUGAUUCAAGGCUGGUCUACAUUCAAGCCCUUCUCUGCGAAAGACUUUGUUGACGCUUACAUUUUACUCCCAUUUUUCGUCUUUCUCACGCUAUGCUUGAAGUUGAUCAAUAAGACCAAGUAUGUGAAAUUAGACCAAAUUGAUCUAGAUGAGGGGCGUCGGUCAGAUUUGGAUGAAAUGUGAAUGUAUUUAGGAUAAUUUAGACAUUUUAGAGCCAA